CUCGAUUUGGAUUCCCAACAAACGCGAGCAAAGCUGCGAGCUUCAUCGCCUCGUUGUCGACCUCAACCAGACAGGUGAUUGCAUGGGGAACGUAGAGUCCGUCCAUGGCAACGCCGGCGGUCGCCAUGUUAGAGCUAACCAGAGCGGCGAAGGAGCCGUACUCGACACAGGGCUGGAGGAGCUGGAACAACUGCGAGAAGGAUUCAGGCGGGUGACUUCGCUCAGUCGAAAUGCCCCGCAGCAGCAGCAGCACGGCAUGGAGAAGGACACAUUUCGCAUCAUGGUGUUGCAUGCGUUUCCACGCUUGCCCAAGACAUUAGGGGAACGUCUCUUCGACGUACUCAACACGGAAAGGUCUGGGCUGUUGCAGUGGAGCGAGCUGUUGUCCGGAUUGGACCUGACGCAGCACGUGCACGGGAACAAGGCGCUGUUGGUGGAAAACCAGUGCAAAUUCCUGUUUGACGUGUACGACCUGAGCGAGUCGGGACAGCUGCAGCGCGACAUUCUUGAUCGCUUCGCCAACGUCAUCUACGGCGUGCGCGGCAUCCCCUCCAUGGACGAGGCAUUGCAAGCCCUGUUUGACAAGCCCGGCAAGGUGCCGACGCUAAGCUACGCCGACUUCUCGUCGGCCUUUCGCGAGAAAUCUCCUGCGUUCUUGUUCACAUGGCUCGAAACCCUCGCGCGCCACGUCGGUCGAAAGCCCCAUCCGGCGAUCCGCGAUCUCCAGGACCGGUACAACGUCGUCCGGGUGCGCGAGCGCAUCCAACGGAGCACGCUGCUGACGCUGGAAGAGAUUUGUGGCCUGGAGAAGUGGUUCCAGCGGGCUCUGAGGGGUCGGCUGACGCUUCGAACGGCCGAUUUUUUGCUGCAGGUGCUGGAACCCCACGUGUCUCGGCCGUUCUGCGACCUCCUGGCGCCGUGGCUUGGGGACAAGAUCGACUUUGCCUCGUUUUGCGCGUUGCUGUCGAAUUUCUGCAGAGGACAUGCCCAGCGCUCGUUCUUGUUUCAAGUGGUUCAGGUGGAUGGAAAGAUUCCGCAAGCCAAGGCGGCGCUGUUGGCAACGGCAGUGGCGGCCUCGUCAGAGGCAGCAUCAACAGUAGACGAGACGGUGUUUACCGACUUGAACGAAGAUCAAUUUGGUGGGCUGCAGUUGUCGUCCCUCGACCAAUUUGCAGAUCGAAUGGCGGUGGCGGCUUGCUGUCAGUUCGACUGCUGUUUACGACCGCAAGAUCCAACCAUUGAGAGCCGAAUCAUCGACGCCCGAUGGACAGAAUAUGACCAGCCGCACGUGUCGCAUGUGUGGUACUUGGUCGAUUCGACGUGGUGGUACAACUGGUGUGGGUACACCUCAUUCCAUCCCCUGAACGGCAGCCAAGGCGGCAACUUGGCUUUUCCGACGCUAGCGUUGGACACUGUCCAGCAGUCGGGGCUCCAUCUGCCUGUGGGUGUAGACGAGACCAAGCGACCUGGGCCAAUGAAGAAUUGGAGUCUGCAGUACCGCCACGGCAGCCGGCGCCUCAAGCUCGACAUGGUCGUGGGUCAGCACUUUCACCUGCUGCCCGAACCAGUGUAUACCACCCUCGGGCACUGGUACGGCGGGGGGCCGUCGUUUGGUCGGACGUACUUGGCGUCGUCGAUGGAGUUGGAACUGUACCCGCUGGUGCUGCGUGUGGGCCGCACAGACGUCCGCGGGGAUGUGACGGUGUCGGGGGAGGAGGUGGUGGUGGGGCGGGGCAGUCGGGCGGGUGCUGUGCUGCAAGACUGCUGCCAUGUGCUCAUCGUUCGAGACCAUCACACGCGGCUGUGGUGCACGACUUGUGUGUCCAAGGUGUUGGUGUUGCCAAACGACGCCCUUCCGUACGACCAAUUGACCCAGGACUCGAUCUUAAUUGUCGAGAUUCAAGAUGCCGACGGGUCGUGGCCAUUGUCCCAGACUGAUCAAGGCGGGAAAGCGUCAGGAGAUCGCGUGAAAGCAGCGGCGGCGCCCUCGUCUUGUUCGUACGGACUGGUGGGGCUUGACAAUCUCGGCAAUACGUGCUACAUGAGCAGCGCCAUCCAAUGCCUCAGUCAUUCAAGGCUUCUGUGCGACUACUUUCGCAGUGGCCACUUCAGAUACGACCUCAAUCUUACCAAUAAACUCGGCACCCAAGGCAAACUGGCCGUGGCAUUUGGCAACUUGGUGAAUGUGCUGUGGAGCACCAACAAGAAGAGCGUAGCGCCAGUGCAAUUCCGCAACGCCGUGGCCAAAUUCAACCAACACUUUGACAAUUAUGACCAGCACGACUCACAGGAGCUGCUGGCGUGCUUACUCAGCGGCCUUAGCGAAGACUUGAACCGCGUCAAGGACGUUCCGGCGCCGAUGGAGCAGCCGGACAGCGCCGGACAGAGGGACUCGGUCGUGGCGGACCAGUGGUGGCAGAACUACCUGCGGCGAGAGGUGUCGAUUGUGGUCGCGCUGUUUAUGGGUCAAUACAAGUCGCUCUUGAGCUGCCACACGUGCCAGUACCAGUCGGCGUCGUUUGAGCCGUUCACGUUUUUGCAGUUGCCACUGCGCGAAACCGACACGUUUGUGCUCGUGCUCACGGUGGUGUUCCACUGCGGCCGCGAACCCAUGCGAUGCUCGCUCGAGCUGCGGCGGGAUGGCGUCGUGGCGGAUAUCAAGCGCGCGGUCGCCCGGCAGGUGGGCUUCGCCGAGUCGACGCCGCUCAUGGUGGCGUGUAUCAACAGCCAAGAGCAUACGAUUCAGUCCGUGUACCCGGACCAGUUCAAGCUGAGCCUGAUCAAGGAGCAGGAGCAGGUGGUGGCAUACGAACUCGAAGUCGAACUGUACGACGCUCCCGAAGUCUCGCUCGACACGCGGCUGCAUGUCGGUGAUGCGGUGGGCGUCCAGAACGACCGCAGCCCUGUGCCGACCCACGCCCGCAUCACUGCGUGCAACGCCAACGGCACGUACGACAUUGCGUUUUGGACCGGGCGCGUCGACUUUGGGUACUCGCGCACCCGCCUCGUGCACUAUGGAGGCAGCCACGUGUUUUUGAACGUGGUCCACCGGCGCCUGGAAAAUGCGACAGUGUUUUUUACCGAUCCGAACGUCCUGCGGCUGUUUGGGACGCCGCUGGUCGUAGCGGUCGUGCCACAACGCACGACGGGGUACCAGCUGUACACGUAUAUCUGGCGCCGGCUGCGGCGCAUCUUUCACUGGUCGGCACCGCCCGAUCCGGCUCAGAUCAGCCACCUCCCUCCGUCCGCCAGCAGGGCCAGCGACGUGGCCACCGUGGCACUGGGCACGCAUUUGGGUGCUGCGCUUCCGAAAUGAUAUAUAUAUAUAUGCUAAACAGUCUGGGUAGAGCUCACAAGGUUUGGGUUUUGCCUACGGUUGGUGACAAUGGAUGGCAUGGCGUGCUCGCGGUGUCCGUGGCUGAGUGGCUGCCGCGGGUGCUUGGUCAGCAGCCAUCCGGACGCGCUGCUCCAAGUGUGCGGGCGGGAAACCAUCGCCAUUGACUGGGACAUUCAAACGAUGGCGGAGGACUACGACGCCACCGAAGCCAGCAAGGUGCAGGUGCACGCGUCGUUUGAAAAGCAAGCCAAAGUCCAAGCAGCAGUGUUAAGUCUCCAGUCAUGCUUGAAGGACUUUACAGCGAGUGAACCCCUGGACGAAGCGUACUGCAGUCGGUGCAAAGCGCUGACGCCCGCGGCCAAGAAGAUGGAUCUAUGGCGGGUGCCUCCGCUGCUUGUGAUUCAACUCAAGCGCUUUCAAUACACAGCUACGAGUCGCAAGAAGCUGCGGCACUUGGUGCAGUUCCCUCUCAAAGGGCUCGACUUGACCGAGUUCUUGGUGCGAUCAAGUCCAGAUUCAGGGCUCCAGAACUGGCAGUUCCUCGGGGGGAAGCUGGCGCCCGACCAAGUUCCCGCCGCCGUGUACGAUCUCUACGCCGUGGUCAACCAUAUUGGCGUGCUGGGCGGCGGCCACUACGUCGCCACUGUCUUGAGCGAAAGCGAUAAGCGGUGGAAGUGCUUCAACGACCACCAGUGCCGAGACAUCGACGAGAAGGAUGUGGUCACGCCGUCUGCGUACAUUUUGUUUUACAUCCGGCGGGACAUGAAGUCGCUGCCUGUGCACCAAGUGUUUCCUGUCAAUAGCACGUCGCCCGUGCUGAGCGACGAAGAGAUGGCGGCGCUGCUCCACGAACCUGAUAGCUCGCGCUGCGUUGUUAGUUAAGUCCAAUUGUAACCACAAACUACUACUACUAAUAUAGAUGGGUCGUUCAAUUG
This is a messenger RNA of Aphanomyces astaci, 4272 nucleotides long. RefSeq lists its product as hypothetical. NCBI's taxonomy places the organism in Eukaryota, Oomycota, Saprolegniomycetes, Saprolegniales, Verrucalvaceae. The record is from RefSeq and is a predicted model, not a curated record. The transcript has 12 exons. Bases 83 to 3316 code for a protein of 1077 amino acids. Gene Ontology annotation, biological process: protein deubiquitination. Gene Ontology annotation, molecular function: cysteine-type deubiquitinase activity.